Leptidea sinapis is the source of this 1278-nucleotide messenger RNA. RefSeq names its product gelsolin-like. Gene Ontology annotation, biological process: barbed-end actin filament capping; actin filament severing; actin polymerization or depolymerization. The transcript has 9 exons. Gene Ontology annotation, cellular component: actin cytoskeleton; cytoplasm. NCBI's taxonomy places the organism in Eukaryota, Metazoa, Arthropoda, Insecta, Lepidoptera, Pieridae. The record is from RefSeq and is a predicted model, not a curated record. Gene Ontology annotation, molecular function: phosphatidylinositol-4,5-bisphosphate binding; actin filament binding. The coding region runs from base 1 to 909 and encodes 302 amino acids.
AUGGAAACUACGGGGUCUUCGUCGUUGUCAUGGGAUAUCCACUUCUGGCUCGGUUCGAAGACCAGCCAGGACGAAGCUGGGGCAGCUGCAAUCCUCACGGUCAACCUGGAUGACGAGCAGUUCCACGGAGACGCUGUCCAACACCGCGAGUCGCAGGGCUACGAAUCGAAGCAAUUUUUGGGAUAUUUUGAACCAGCAAUCCGGUACCUCGAAGGUGGACAUGCUUCAGGCUUCAAUCAUGUGACAGUCAAUCCUGGUGCUGAGAAGCGUCUCUUCCAGAUCAAGGGAAAGAGGAACGUAAGAGUCAGACAGGUGGAGGCCGCUGCUUCGUCGCUAAACAAAGGAGACUGCUUCAUCCUGGACGUAGGCCAUGAGAUAAUGCUGUAUGUGGGAGAUAAGGCCAAAAGCGUGGAGAGGCUCAAGGCUAUAUCGGUAGCCAAUCAGAUCAGGGACCAGGAUCACAGCGGCAGAGGAAACAUUGAUAUCAUUGAUCCGUACUCAAACGAAGGCGACGUUGCUAAGUUCUUCACAGCCCUGGGCUCCGGUGAUCAGGAUUCCGUAUCUGAUGCUGAAGAAGGUGGUGAUGAUGAGGAGUUCGAACGUGGUGCCUCCAAAGAGGUGGUUCUCAAUGAAAUAUCUGACAGCUCUGGUGCUAUGCAGAUCAGGAAACUAUCUGGCCCCUAUACCAAGGAAGUACUGGAUACAAAGGAAUGCUACAUUCUGGACACAGGAAGCAGUAUUUACGUUUGGAUUGGAAAACAGUCAAAUGGAAAGGAAAAGUCUGAAGCUAUGAAGAAGGCCCAACACUACUUGGAGGCUAACAACUAUCCCAACUGGGUACACAUAUCGAAGGUAGUGGAGGGAAUCGAACCUACUGCGUUCAAACAACACUUCCAAGACUGGAAUUAGGUUUACUUACUAAUGUUUAUAUUAUAUUUUAGUAUUAACAUGCAACAAAUAAUUAACCUUUCAUAAUACUAGAAAAUAAAUAUCAUAUUGUCAAACUUUCGCAAAGAAUCGAUAAAAACACAAGUUGCGUUUGACAACACCUGCGUGGCGCGUACCAUUAACUCGAUGAGCGACGCCGCUUCGUACAGAUUGCGAUAAUGAAGCGACAGGCGUUCAUAAUACUUAUCAAUUCUCGGUGAAAAUGUUUUUUAAUUUAAGCACUUUAACAUUAUAUUAUAAGUUAAGUUUGCUUGUACUAUUCGAAUAUUAAUAUUAUUUUUAUCUAUUAGCGCUGUAGAACUUCGCACAAUUAAAUUUUUUUAAUUUUUA